This is a messenger RNA of Medioppia subpectinata, 1227 nucleotides long. The record is from the annotation of a GenBank genome assembly. NCBI's taxonomy places the organism in Eukaryota, Metazoa, Arthropoda, Arachnida, Sarcoptiformes, Oppiidae.
CUGGGAUUUAGCUUUUUUGCAUAUCAGCCAGAAUUCUGGUGCAGUGAUGUUCCCAUUGAUUAUCAGAAUAAAACAGAAGAUAUGAAAUGCAAGAAAUUUGUCAAUUCUAGUGAAUUGUGUACUGAAUGGCAAUACAACAGAAAUGAUUUCCACAAAUCAAUUAUCACUGAAUUCGAUUUGGUGUGCGAUCGGUCUAACUAUGCAUCGCUCACACAAUCGUUUUAUAUGUUGGGAUACUUAGUGUCGGGUCUCAUACUGUCCUUUCUUCCCGACAAAUACGGCCGAAGACCUCUUUGUUGGAUAUACUUUCUCAUUGAAGUCAUAUCGCUUAUAGCCUGCGCGCUGUCCGUCAAUAUAUAUCAAUAUAUUAUUUUCCGUUUGUUUGUGGCAAUUGGCGGCUGCGGUCGCACCGGCACUAUGUGUGUGACGCUGAUGGAAAACAUGGGACCAAAACACCGGUCAGAUAUAUAUCUAGUCGGAGGGAUGGGAUGGCUGGUAGGGUAUUGCCUAAUACCAGUGAUGGCCUACUUUAUCCAAGACUUCCGUUACAUGCAUUGGGCGGUUGUGUGUCCAUUGGUUUGUAUGAUCUGUUGGCUGUUUUUCCUCAAUGAGUCUCCGCGUUGGCUCAUCACUAGUGGACACACAGACAAAGCCGAACGGGUUUUGCGUCAAAUCGUUGAGCAAAACGGUCUCAACGACGAGAACUUCGACGAAAAGUUUGCCGAACUUAAGGCACACUUGCAUUUAAGUCAACAAAACGAGAAGACUUAUACCUUCUUCGAUCUCUUGCGGACACCAAAUCUGCGCAAAUAUUCAAUAGUAUUCUGCUUUUCGUGGCUCGUCAUUGGUUUAGUCUAUUAUGGCUUUAGUCUAAAUAUGGCCGACUUUGGCGGCAAUUUCUACAUCUCUUUUCUUAUGGGAGGUGUGGUAGAGUUGCCGUCGUCUAUAAUAGCGAUCCUAACGCUCCGAUAUUUCGGCCGCAAAAAGUCAUUCUUUGGUUUCCUGACCAUUAUAUCGAUGGCCUCAUUAGCGGUGAUCGCAGCCAACGAUACUUUACUUAAGGUGUCGUUCGCACUGAUAGGCAAGUUUGCUGUCGGAACCGUCUGGUGGGUCGUCGAGGUCUAUGUGCCUGAACUCUACCCCACAUUAAUGCGAAACUGUGCGUCCGGUUCGUCGCAAGCUAUGGCCAGAUUGGGGUCGACUGCCUCUCCUUUUAUGGGAGAUUUG